AUGAAGACGUCGAGGGUCGAUCCAAUCGUCUCACCGGGCCAGCUGUCAUCGCACGUCCACAACUUUGUCGGUGUGAACGGUGUCGACGCCAACACCACCACGGUGGAAGCGCUCGACGAGGCGUCGAGCUGUACCACUGCCAUUCUCACGGACGACAAAUCUUCCUACUGGGCGCCUCAACUGUACACGUACAAUACCAACGGCACCUUCAGCCCCGUCCUGCUUAGCUUCGUCAACACGUAUUACCUUAUGAGAGGCAACACAGACAUCACCGCCUUCCCAAGAGGUCUCAAGAUGGUAGCCGGGAACGCCAAGGCCACCGGACCCGCCGCUACAAAGCAGCUGCAGGAUGCCGUGUCGUUCGUCUGUUUGGAUUACACCAGCGGAAGUAAACGCACGGGCAGCUUCCCUCAGACCGUCUGUCCGCAGGGUCUGCGCACCCAGAUCGUCUUCCCUUCUUGCUGGAACGGAAAGAGCAUGUACGAAAAGGACAUGUCCCACGUCGUCUAUCCCAAAGGAAAUGCCGCCAAUAGUGGCACAUGUCCCGACUCGCACGCGAUUCGACUGCCUACUCUCUUCUACGAGUUCAUUUGGAACGUCGGUAAGACAAAUAAUCUAGACAACUCGUCUUGGGUUCUUGCCAACGGUGACGCCCUCGGUUACUCGUUCCACGCCGACUUCUUUGCCAAUUGGAACGAGACGACGUUGCAGGCCGCCAUCGAUGAAUGCUCAGGUCCUUUGAAUGGCAAUAUCGAAAAGUGUCCACCGCUGGCGCGUUCCAUCAAUCGCAAGGCGGCUUCCGCUUGCCGAGGACAGUCGACCGAACCGCUUACAGGUGCUUUGGCCUAUUUGCCUGGCUGCAACAUCGUCUACAAUGGGCCCAACGCAGGUCGAGGCUUGGCACCGGGAUGCGAUCCGAGCAAGGUUUCAAAUAUGCCAGCCGGCGGAAUCGCAUCUGGAAAAUCGACCGGCAGCAACGUUGCUGCCAGAUCCAAUGCGAUUGCCAAGCUGCAAGCCACGAGGUCCAGCAAUCGAAUGUAUACUAUUUCUGCUAACAUUUCGGACUCGGUUACUCAGGCCGAGAGCCACUCGAAGGCCAAAAGGUACAACGGCACGUCGAAUCGAAAGAGGCAACACGCAACGCGGUUGCCCAACAGUCACUGA
Molecule: messenger RNA, 1164 nt
Organism: Pseudozyma hubeiensis SY62
Lineage: Eukaryota; Fungi; Basidiomycota; Ustilaginomycetes; Ustilaginales; Ustilaginaceae
Exons: 1
Coding region: 1-1164 (387 amino acids)
Source: RefSeq, a predicted model, not a curated record